UAUUUUUAUUUCAUCGAAGUACAUAUCGAGUUUGAUAUUGAUUUUAUAAGUUUAGACGAAAGCGAGAUCUUUGAAAACGUAAUGUCAGAAGCAACAAUUCAGCCGCAGCGGCAUAGAGUACCCAAGGAUGGCCCGGGGCCCAGGGGGGUACCUGACUGCUACUAUACCUCGCGCGUCCUAAACUCAACUUCCCGAUACGCGAAAUUCGUCCGUAGGCUGCGCGCCGAGGAAGAGGACCAGCGACAGGGCGCAGAGACCAAACUGAAAGAGCUCAAGAGCAAACAGGCUAGCUCCUUCUUCAUGCACUGCGAGCGAAAAUCGCACAUCAAUAAUGUGGCGCGACGAGUUGACUUAUGCUUGGCGUCGUAUGAACAAGAUCUCAAAGCUAAACGAGGAAGACUGAUGGAGCUGUUGAAGCGCGAAGAGGAGACAAACAUCCGCAAGUUCGUGGAGCAAGCCCAGGCGGGCAUCGAGGCGGCGUGGCAGGACAAGUUGGACCGCUUGCAGUACUUACUGGAAAAGCGGAAGAAGGAACAUGAGGACAAAUACAAGGAUACGCCGCUAUCAAAAUGCGUCCACGUGCUCCCAUGCAUAUACAAACUGCGCGCUAAAGAGGCCGAAGAGAUUCAACUGUACCAGAUCAAGGAGAAGGAGGCGAGGAAGAUGGCUGAAAAGGAGUUUGACAAGAUGUGGUAUGAAGUUGCAAUGAAAGAGUCUGAGGCCUUGGCAGCUCGUAUGGAACAAGACGCGAUAGAGAGGUUCCGUCGCGACCAAGAAUGCAACAAAUAUAGCCAGCUUCAAGUAGAACAGAGACGGUUACAACGCGAGAAAGAGAAGGAGAUGCUUAAAGAAGAGGCCAGAAGAUUUAAGGCACUCUGGGAUGAAGAUAUUAAGAAAGAGGAGGAAGAUGAGCGCCAACGCGCGGAAAAGAGCAAACAAAUGGCGCAAGAACGCAAACUAAUGCUUGUAGAAAAGCAGGAAAUCUUAGCUAAGAAACAAAAAGAAGCAAAACUGAUAUCUGACACUUGGGACUCCCUCGCCGGGCAGGGCAUGGCUGACCAGCAGGCCAAAAUCAUGCUUAGGAGACGGAAAGAGAAAGACUUGGAUGAAUGCAACAAAAGAAUGAUAGAACUGAAGAAGGAGUUCGAGGAGAGGGAGAAACUGGCGGAAGGGCCUGUCGCAGAGGACGCGCGGCAAAGACAGGAGAUGUUAGACAAGAAGCGCUGCGAGUACCUAGGCUGGGCGCAGAAGACUAACAGGGAAGUCCGCCAAGCGAUGAUCGAACAGAUCAAAGAUCGGCAGAACGCCAGAGAAGUACUGAAGCAGAAGAUGCAAGAACAGGAAGAGUAUCAGCAGCAGUUGUUCUCCCAACUGAACCAGUUGAGCGACCACAAGGCUCUAACAGAUGUUCAGGCUAGGAAGAAACAUCAACAAGCUUUACUUGAGCAGAUCGAGUAUAACAAGCUACUGAAGGAACGAGCUCGCCAAGAAGAAUUGGAUCAAAUAAGGAAAUGUCAAAUCGCUGCAGAAGACUACGAAAAUGAAAUUGGCAGAAUGCUGUGCAGACCAUUCUUCAGCGACGAGGUCCAUCCAUUUAUGAAGAAAAUGGCAAAAGGUUUGGAGAUGAAAGAGAAAUGUCCGUGUUCCAAACCGGAUUAUUGCAAAUGACAUACCGUUUUAACUGGC
Pararge aegeria (speckled wood butterfly) is the source of this 1686-nucleotide messenger RNA. Its product is annotated as calponin homology domain-containing protein DDB_G0272472-like. The record is from RefSeq and is a predicted model, not a curated record. NCBI's taxonomy places the organism in Eukaryota, Metazoa, Arthropoda, Insecta, Lepidoptera, Nymphalidae. Bases 82 to 1668 code for a protein of 528 amino acids. The transcript has 11 exons.